Suillus subalutaceus is the source of this 531-nucleotide messenger RNA. RefSeq lists its product as uncharacterized. The record is from RefSeq and is a predicted model, not a curated record. The transcript has a single exon. Lineage: Eukaryota; Fungi; Basidiomycota; Agaricomycetes; Boletales; Suillaceae. The annotation marks the transcript as partial.
GGACUAGACUCAAAGAGUUUCUUGCUGAUGCCGCAAAUCAGCACUUUGCCUACAAUCCACGUUUUGCUGCGCUCUUCCAGACGGGAAAAAACGCGUUCGAAGAAUAAGAAUUUAGCCACUGCGUCAUCGACAGGACAGGCUAGUAGUGGCGCCUCGCAAGACAAUGACGCUACCUCAUCCAACACUUCCGGUACUCAUUUUUUCACCCCACCUGCCAGUGCACAUUCUUUUAAUCCAUAUUAUCCUCCACACUUUACUAACCAGCCAUAUUUUCAUCAAUUCUAUGCUAAUCCAGCUCUCCGCGCACCAUCUUACUCUACAACGCAACAUAAUAAUUCAUCCGGCGGUCCCAUUGCGUCAUCAUCAAACUUGGACAGACAACCUCAGCAUCCUUACAACACACACAGUCUCCCUACACAUCCCCCUCAAUUAUACAACUACGGUACUAAUCAUGGUCACCCUCGUACUUAGAUUCUACUAGUAUAUACUGUACUUGCUUGCUCACGCCGAAUACUAACUCACUUCCUUGCG